CCGUUUUCCCGUCCUGCGUUCUCUGUGGUUCCGGAGCCGUGAAUGUCUGCGUGGUGUCUGCGCCCUCCGACUCUGCUACGGGAGGAGCGCAGUGAGGACGGGAUGUCCGGGAAUCAGGAGAUGGACUCUGUAUCAUUUGAGGACGUAGCUGUGGACUUCACCCGGGAUGAAUGGCAGUUUCUAGACAGUGCACAGAGGAGCCUCUACAGGGAUGUGAUGCUGGAGAACUACAGCAGCCUGCUGUUCUUGGGGCACUGCAUAAAAAAACCUGAGUUGAUCUUCAAGUUGGAACAUGGAUUUGGCCCAUGGAGUGUGGCAGAAGCCUCUAAGCAGAGCCUCCCAGGUGUUCACAAAGUCUCCAACAAAAUGAAAACCAUCUUGAAAAAUGAUAGACAUCUGUGGCGAGUUGGAAUCACAAACAGCAAGACAUUGAAUGAAGAGAUUGUUCAUGCAGGUCCAAAAGUGCAACAGAUAAUGCAACAGAGAAAAUCCUAUAAAGGUAGAAGCUGUGUGAACACCUUAUAUCUGAAGUCACCGCACAGCAGUAACCAGAUGUCAAACAUACGUAAGAACAGUGUCAGUUAUAAAUUGGCUUUCACUCAGUGUCAAAGGCUUCAUAGUGGGAGGAUACCCUAUGAGGGUAAUGACAGCAGUAAUUUCUUAUUCAAGUCAAAAAUCACUGCAUGUCAGAGACAUACAGGUGUGACGCCAUAUGAAUGUAAACAGUGUGGAAAAGCCUUCUUCAAGGGUCAUCUCACUGAACAUCAAAGAACUCACAAAAAAGAGAAGUCCUAUGAAUGUAAACAGGAUGGAAAAACAUUCUUCCACGAGUCUAAUCAGGGAACUCCGACAGGUGUGAAGCCCUAUGAGUGUAUGCAGUGCGGAAAAGCUUUCUCCAGGAAGUCUGACUUCAGUGUGCAUCAAAGAAUUCAUACAGGAGAGAAGCCCUAUAAAUGUGAAAAGUGUGGAAAAGCCUUCAUCUGCAAUUCUCACCUCACAGUGCAUAAAAGAACUCAUUCAGGGGAGAAGCCCUAUGAAUGUAAACAGUGUGGGAAAGCCUUUUCAAAUAAGUCUGACCUCACUGUCCAUCAAAGGAUUCAUUCAGGGGAUAAGCCGUAUGAAUGCCAACAGUGUGGAAAAGCCUUCUCCAGGAAGUCCCUGCUCACUGUGCAUCAAAGAACGCAUACAGGGGAGAAGCCCUAUGAAUGUAAACAGUGUGGGAAAGCCUUCUCCAGGAAGUCUGACUUCAGAGUGCAUCAAAGAAUUCAUACAGGGGAGAAGCCCUAUGAAUGUGAGCAGUGUGGAAAAGCCUUCUCCAGAAAGUCUCACCUCACUGUGCAUCAGAAAAUUCAUACAGGAAUGAAGCCCUACAAAUGUGAACAGUGUGGAAAAGCAUUCUGCCACCCUUGUUCUCUCUGGACACAUCAAAGAACUCAUACAGGUAUUAAACACUAUGAAUGUGUGCAGUGUGGAAAAGCUUUCUACCAAAAGUCUCACCUCACUGUGCAUCAGAGAACUCAUACAAGUGAGAAGCCCUAUGUAUGUGGUCAGUGUGGAAAAGCUUUCACCACAAAGUCUCACCUCAGUGUGCAUCAAAGAAUUCAUACAGCUGAGAAGCCCUAUGAAUGUGAGCAGUGUGGAAAAGCCUUCUACCAAAAGUGUAGCCUCACUGUGCAUCAAAGAACUCAUACAGGUGAGAAGCCGUAUGAAUGUAAACAGUGUGGAAAAGCCUUCUGCAAACAGUCUUCUCUCCGGAACCAUCUAAGAAAUCACACAGGUGAGAGGCCCUAUGAGUGUGAGCAGUUUAGAAAAGCCUUCUCUAAGAACUGUCAGUUUACUAUUCAUAGAAGGACUCAUACAAGUAAGAAGCUGUAUGAAUGUGAACAAUGUGGGAAAGCCUUCUCCACAAAGUCUCACCUCACUGUGCAUCAAAGAACUCAUACAGGGGAGAAGCCCUAUGAAUGUGAACAAUGUGGGAAAGUCUUCUCCACAAAGUCUCACCUCACUGUGCAUCAAAGAACUCACACAGGGGAGAAGCCCUAUGAAUGUAAGCAGUGUGGGAAAGCCUUCUGUCAAAAGUCUAUCCUCACUGUGCAUCAAAGAACUCAUACAAAUGAGAAGCCCUAUGAGUGUGUGCAGUGUGGGAAAGCCUUCUCCAUUAAGUCUGACCUCACUGUCCAUGAACGGAUUCAUUCGGGUGAUAAGCCCUAUGAAUGUCAGCAGUGUGGAAAAGCCUACUCCAAGAAGUCCCUGCUCACUAUGCAUCAAAGAACUCAUACGGGGGAGAAGCCCUAUGAGUGUGAAAAGUGUGGAAAAGCCUUCUUCAGGAAGUCUUACCUCAUUGUGCAUCAAAGAAUUCAUACAGGGGAGAAGCCCUAUGAAUGUGAGCUGUGUGGAAAAGCCUUCUGCCAACUGUCUUCUCUUUACACACAUCUAAGAACUCAUACAGGCGAGAAGCCCUAUGAAUGUGAUCAGUGUGGAAAAGCCUUCUCAAAGAAGUGCCAGCUCACUGUUCAUCAAAGAACUCAUACAGGUAUUAAGCACUAUGAGUGUGAGCAGUGUGGAAAAGCCUUCUGCCACAAGUCUUCUCUCUGGACACAUCAGAGGAUUCAUACGGGUGAGUAACUAUUAAUGUGAACAGUGAGGAAAAGCCUUCUCUAAGGAGUUGUCAGUUCACUAUUUUAUCAGAGAACUUAUACAAGGGAGAAGACCUAUGCAUUUAAACUAUGGAAAAGCCUUUAACAAGUGUCAGCUCAUAUGCAUCAAAGAACUCAUGCAAGGAACAAACCCUAUUAAUGUGACUGGUGUACAAAACUCUUCAGCAAGUCUAACCUCACUGUGCAUCAAACAACUCCUACUGAUGAGAAGCCCUGUGAAUGUAAACAGUAGGGAAGAGCAUCUUUCUCCAGGGUAAUCUUAUUAUGCAUCAAAGAACUCAUACAGGAGAGAAGCCCCAUGAGUGUUAUCAUUGGGAAAGCAUUCUUCCAGAAGUGUAACUUUUCUGUGCAUCAAAGAUGCAUGCAUGUGCUUGGGUGAGACCAUAUGUACUCCAUAUAUUCAGGAGCCUAUGCAGGCCAGAGAGUGCAUUGGAUCCCCUGGAACGGGAGAUACUGGUGGUUGUGAGCCACCAUUUGGAUUUUGGGAAUAGAGCCCGAGUCUUUCAAGAGUAGGGAAGCUGGACUGGAUGGCAGAAAGCCACAAGCUCCCCAGCUACAACAUAAGUACAUGAUGCUUUUGGCUUCAGCAUAGAGGUGGAUAUGGUCAACUUUCUUCCAUUGUCCUGAAUCUAAGUUCCUCUGACACCAGCCACCUCCAUAAUGCUGCCCAAUUUGGACCCCAGGGAGAUCAAAGUUGUGUAAUGGUGUACACUGGAGGCAAGCUCAAACCUAGAUUUGCCUUGGCUGCCAAGAUUAAGCCCCUGAGUCUUUCUCCAAAAGCAGUUGAUGAUGAUGUUGCUAAGGCAGCCGGUGAUUGGAAAGGUCUGAGAGGAUUACAGUUAAACUGGCUAUUCAGGACAGGCCCAGAUUGAGGUCAUAACUUCUGCCUCUGUUCUGAUCAUCAAUGCCCUCAAGGAGUCACCAAUAGACAGAAAAACAUUAAACACCAUGGAAAUAAAAUACCGCUUUCGAUAAGCUUGUCAACACUGCCUGACAUAUGUGGCACUGAUCUUUAGCCAGAGAACUUUCAGGCAAUAUUAAAGAGAUCCUGGACACUGCACAAUUUUUGGGUUUCAGCAUGAAUGACUUGGUCAUCCUUAUGAUAUUGUACAUGACAUCAACAGUGAUACAGUGGAAUGCCCAGCUAGUUAAGCAGGUGAAACUAUUUCAAUAAAAGAUGAUCUGACAUCUAAAUAAAUAAAUAGGUGCAUGCCUCCAUGCCAGGUGUUUUCCAUGACUUCUGGGGAUCAAACUCAGUUCUUCAUGCCUGUGGGCAUACACUAUACUGAAUCUUUGAAGUCCUUUAGAUGCAGGUCCUUCUUUCAGUCAGUCAUCCCACCUGACAGAGGCUUGUCUGACUCAGUGUAUCACUGGGACAGACUUUCAAGGCUGUUACUGAGUGCUAAGAUAAGGACAGCUUAAAACCUCCCACAGGUCAAAAGGACAUCACCCAU
Molecule: messenger RNA, 4111 nt
Organism: Nannospalax galili (Upper Galilee mountains blind mole rat)
Lineage: Eukaryota; Metazoa; Chordata; Mammalia; Rodentia; Spalacidae
Product: zinc finger protein 420
Exons: 5
Coding region: 43-2625 (860 amino acids)
Biological process (GO): regulation of transcription by RNA polymerase II
Molecular function (GO): DNA-binding transcription factor activity; RNA polymerase II cis-regulatory region sequence-specific DNA binding
Source: RefSeq, a predicted model, not a curated record